UUAUUCACUAGUCUGCUAUAAAACAUGCAAAAAAUAUGUGUUUUCAAAUAUUGCGUGUUAUGUUUCAUUUUAGUAAUUUAUAAAGCAGAUUCAACGUCCGACUCCCUUAGCGGUUCAGAUGAGGCAAAUAUAGUGAAGCUUGAUGAUACAGCUGAUAGUAAGAAAACUGAUGGUGAUAUCGCAGUUGAUGACGAAAAUUCAGAUGAAGCAGUUGCUGAUGAGACGAUAAAUUCAGAUGAAAAUAAUCCUGUCCAAGAUGAUGAUCAAGAUAACAACGAACCAACAAAUGCUGGAAACGAGAAUAAUAUACAAAAUGGUGUUCAAAAUACCAAAGAAGAAACAGGUGGAGUGGUUACACAAGAUGAUGUUCCAGAUGCCAAUGAGCCAACCGAAAGAGAAGAAAAAGAAGACGAGGCACAAAGUGACGCGUCAUUUGAGACUUUUGAACAAGAAAUGAAAAUACAAGGGUUUAAAAACAUGGACACAUUCUAUGAUGGAUCUGUUACACGUGAUAAGUCGUAUUCAAUACCAGCUUUUAAAUUAAGCGCAGCUGAAAAAGAAAAAUUCAAAAUAUGGCCUGAAGCUAAAGUACCGUACUACAUCGACGACUUAUCUUAUGACAAAGUUCUUCGAGAUAAAAUCCGCGGGUACCUGGACUAUGCGAAAAGUCGUACAAAUAUUGAUUUUCAUGAACUGUUUGAGCCACCCACCGACGAAAAUGAAAGAUGGAUCUUUUUCGUCAAUCGAAGAGGGCAAUUAGACUGCAAGGACUAUUCUACUAAAUCCUUCACAAAUAAGGGCGUACAGAAAGUGACGGUUGGCUACGAUUGCCUCAAACACGGUGGACAUAUGGCGGCCAUAGUUUUGGCGUUGUUGGGUGUGCCGCCUCAGCACAACUCCCCGGAUCGGGAUAAAUUCGUUACCAUAAAUGAGAAGAAUAUUUUGCCAGAAAAAUUGGUUUUCUUCAAAAAGUUGGAUAAUGGCGAUUGGUUGUACCAUGAUUUUCCCUAUGACCAUAUUAGUGCAGGCAAUUAUCCGCCUCAUAAAUAUACUGCAAACGGAAACACAACUAUUGAAAUUAAAGCUGACACAUACGAGGCGAGACAUCCUUUCCAACUUGUUUACGAUAUUGUUUACGGUGAAGGACCGAAAAAUUACAGUCCUCUAGAUCUAGCUAAAAUAAUAUCACUAUAUAAUGACAUUAUAUUUAAAAAAGAUAAUAAGCGUCUUAAACUUGAAGACUGCAAAGCUUUAUUUAAACCAGGACCAGGUUUUGGACAUACCAAAUUGAAAAAGCUGAAUGAAAUACCCGAAAGGAAAAAACCAAAAGAGUAUCUCCUUGCGGCCAAAAAGUUGUACGCAUAUAAGGACUUAUAUGGUGAAGCACUUAGUUCUCUAGAAGAUAAGAAGUGAAUUAACAGGAGAACACCUACCUAAUCUAAAUUUAAUAAAAUACUGAAAACAGAAAAUAUCAGCCGUUUGCGAUGAUUUACUACCGUAUUUAAUUUGGUACGAAUUCAUUUGAUCGCGAAUUUAAUUUCUGUCGUUGUAAUUUAUAUGUUUUUUUUAAUAACCAGAAAUCUAAAUAACAUCCUACAAUGUUUUGGCGAUUUUUUUAGUAAGUAUUAUGAAUUCACAUAAUUUGUUAUUUUGGAAAAAUAAAGAGUAUUCAU
This is a messenger RNA of Leguminivora glycinivorella, 1673 nucleotides long. RefSeq names its product zinc metalloproteinase nas-4-like. The record is from RefSeq and is a predicted model, not a curated record. Gene Ontology annotation, biological process: proteolysis. The coding region runs from base 25 to 1413 and encodes 462 amino acids. Lineage: Eukaryota; Metazoa; Arthropoda; Insecta; Lepidoptera; Tortricidae. Gene Ontology annotation, molecular function: metalloendopeptidase activity; zinc ion binding. The transcript is spliced from 9 exons.